CUUUGAUGCGCCGCGCGAUCAACACAAGGCGCAGGAAUGGCAGCGCUCCCUUCACCUCUGAGAGUCUGUCGAGGAAUACUGAAAGAGUUACGACUCAUUCAAGGAUCUARUUAUAAGCAGUCGCUAGCUUACAGCUAUGUUAUGGAUCAGUUUCGGAGGAAUAAGGUAACAGGUGAAAGGUACUGCCGUGCCCAGCAGGAGGCGCACCAUGCCUCCCACACGUACCUGUGUCUGCUGGAGUCCACCAGGAUCCACCUGGCUCUGCACAACCUCUACCAUGGCAAGGGAGAGCGCAACCCAGAGGAAGUGGCGGGCUUAGUGGGGCUCAAGUUGCCCACGCAGCCGGGAGGAAAAGGCUGGGAGAAGUGAGGACGUGGGACAGUCCAGCACGAAUAGAAAAAAAAAUCUGGAACUUUUCAUCAACCACUUAUGUGCUGGCCUCAUACAAAUGAUCCUUUAUGUAAUUUAACUCCAAAAUGAAUGAAUAACUAACAGGACUUGUGCAGUUGUAAUGAUUUAAUGUGGAGACAAAUAUGUGACAAAGCCAGGAUUGAAAGGCCAUAUUUUACUGUUCUUUUUGCUUUAAAGCAACAAUUUAAAAGCUAUAACUACAGUAUAUCAUACUUAAGUCAUGUCACACUUUCUCUUAUUAGAGAACAAAUUAAAAAGUUUUCAUAAAUAA
Messenger RNA from Austrofundulus limnaeus, 682 nucleotides. It is a transcript of the gene fmc1, whose product is annotated as formation of mitochondrial complex V assembly factor 1 homolog. The record is from RefSeq and is a predicted model, not a curated record. Bases 37 to 369 code for a protein of 110 amino acids. The transcript has 2 exons. Gene Ontology annotation, cellular component: mitochondrion. NCBI's taxonomy places the organism in Eukaryota, Metazoa, Chordata, Actinopteri, Cyprinodontiformes, Rivulidae.